Molecule: messenger RNA, 2454 nt
Organism: Saccharomyces kudriavzevii IFO 1802
Lineage: Eukaryota; Fungi; Ascomycota; Saccharomycetes; Saccharomycetales; Saccharomycetaceae
Gene: PMT1
Product: dolichyl-phosphate-mannose-protein mannosyltransferase PMT1
Exons: 1
Coding region: 1-2454 (817 amino acids)
Biological process (GO): protein O-linked glycosylation via mannose
Cellular component (GO): endoplasmic reticulum; membrane
Molecular function (GO): dolichyl-phosphate-mannose-protein mannosyltransferase activity
Source: RefSeq, a predicted model, not a curated record
AUGUCGGAAGAGAAAACGUACAAGCGUGUGGAGCAGAACGAUCCUGUGCCCGAACUGGACAUCAAACAGGGCCCCGUAAGAUCCUAUAUCGUUACCGACCCAAGUGCCGAAUUGGCUUCAUUGCGGACUAUGGUCACUCUAAAGGAGAGGCUGUUGGUGGCCUGUCUGGCUGUCUUUACCGCGGUUAUCAGAUUGCGCAGCCUCGCCUGGCCAGACAGCGUGGUGUUUGAUGAAGUGCAUUUUGGAGGGUUUGCCUCGCAAUACAUUAGGGGCACUUACUUCAUGGAUGUGCAUCCGCCCCUUGCUAAGAUGCUGUAUGCCGGCGUGGCAUCGCUUGGUGGUUUUCAAGGUGAUUUUGAUUUUGAGAACAUUGGCGACAGCUUUCCGGCUACUACGCCAUAUGUCUUGAUGAGAUUUUUCUCAGCCUCUUUGGGGGCCCUUACUGUGAUUUUGAUGUACAUGACUUUGCGUUACUCUGGUGUUCGUAUGUGGGUUGCGUUCAUCAGUGCUGUUUGCUUUGCCAUUGAGAACUCGUACGUCACUAUUUCUCGUUACAUUCUAUUGGACGCCCCACUGAUGUUUUUUAUUGCCGCUGCUGUAUACUCUUUCAAGAAAUACGAAAUGUUCCCAGCCAACUCACUCAAUGCCUACAAGUCUUUGCUGGCUACCGGUAUUGCACUUGGUAUGGCUUCUUCAUCCAAAUGGGUUGGUCUUUUCACAGUUGCGUGGGUGGGGCUCCUAUGUAUUUGGAGAUUGUGGUUCAUGAUUGGAGACUUGACCAAGUCUUCCAAGUCCAUCUUUAAAGUAGCAUUCGCCAAAUUGGCUUUUUUACUAGGUGUUCCCUUUGCUCUUUAUCUGGUUUUCUUUUAUAUUCAUUUCCAAUCUUUAUCCUUGGACGGCGAUGGUGCAAGUUUCUUUUCCCCUGAAUUCAGAUCUACGUUAAAGAACAAUAAGAUUCCACAGAACGUCAUCGCUGAUGUCGGUAUUGGUUCCGUUGUCAGUUUACGUCAUCUCUCUACGAUGGGCGGUUAUUUGCAUUCUCAUUCACACAACUAUCCAGCUGGUUCGGAACAACAACAAAUCACUUUAUAUCCUCACAUGGAUGCCAAUAAUAAUUGGUUGUUGGAGCUCUACAACGCACCUGGCGAAUCUUUAACAACUUUCCAAAACCUAACUGAUGGUACAAAGGUCAGACUCUUCCAUACAAUUACUCAGUGUAGAUUGCAUUCUCAUGACCAUAAACCACCUGUUUCCGAAAGCAGUGACUGGCAAAAGGAAGUCUCUUGUUACGGCUACAGUGGAUUCGACGGUGAUGCUAAUGAUGAUUGGGCUAUUGAAAUCGAUAAGAAGAACUCUGCUCCUGGAGUUGCUCAAGAGCGAGUUAUAGCUUUAGACACCAAAUUCAGAUUGAGGCAUGCCAUGACCGGUUGUUAUUUAUUUUCUCACGAAGUCAAAUUACCAGCUUGGGGGUUCGAACAACAAGAGGUUACAUGUGCCUCUUCUGGUAGACAUGAUUUAACGUUGUGGUACGUCGAAGAUAACAGCAAUCCAUUGCUACCAGAAGACACUGAGCGUGUUUCUUACAAGCCAGCAAGUUUCAUUUCCAAGUUCAUUGAAUCCCAUAAAAAGAUGUGGCAUAUCAAUAAAAACUUGGUUGAUUCUCAUGUCUAUGAGUCUCAACCAACUUCAUGGCCAUUCAUGUUACGUGGUAUUAGUUACUGGGGUGAAAAUAACAGAAGCAUUUAUUUACUAGGUAAUGCUAUUGUGUGGUGGGCUGUCACCGCUUUCAUCGGUAUUUUUGGGUUGAUCGUUAUCACUGAGUUAUUUUCAUGGCAAUUAGGUAAACCAGUCCUACAAGAUUCCAAGGUUGUCAACUUCCACGUUCAAGUCAUUCACUACUUAUUAGGUUUUGUCGUCCAUUACGCGCCAUCAUUCUUGAUGCAACGUCAGAUGUUUUUGCAUCAUUAUCUACCUGCCUACUACUUCGGCAUCCUUGCUCUAGGCCAUGCCUUGGACAUAAUAGUCUCUUAUGUUUUCCGUAGCAAGAGACAAAGGGGCUAUGCGCUGUUGAUUACCUUCCUUGCUGCUUCAAUGUAUUUCUUCAAGAGUUACAGCCCAAUUAUUUACGGAACCCCAUGGACUCAGGAAUUGUGUCAAAAAUCGCAAUGGUUAUCUGGAUGGGAUUACAACUGUAACUCCUACUUUUCUUCUUUUGAAGAAUACAAAAACCAAACUUUGACUAGACGUGAAUCUCUACCUGCUGCCACCAGUACGGUUGAAGAAACUACUAUAGAAGGAGAUGCUGCGUCAUAUGAAAAACUUAUGAACGAAGAGGGCAAGAAAAUCUUUAAAGACACAGACGGGAAUGAAUUAGAUCCUGAAGUCGCUAAAAAGAUGUUGGAAGAGGAAGGUGCCAACAUUUUAAAAGUAGAAAAGAAAGCAGUUUUGGAAUAA